AACCCAAUUUCGCCCACCGAGAUUAAGAGUGGUCCCCAGAGGUGGCCCGAUCCCCAGUGGGAUUUUACCACCCAUUGGCCCGCACUUUUCGAACAUUUUGCCGUUUCAUCUGUUGAUCUCCCCCUUCAUCGUCGUCAUCAGACUGGGAACUUUUAUUUUUCUUUCUUCUUGACACUGGAUAAGCCGCGUUUGUACUGCAGGCCGCGGGCGGCCUCCAUUCCUUGUUUGUAACCGGAACCCAGACCUGCGCUCGUCGGAUCGCCCAGCCGAACCAGAAACAGGACCGGCGUUGACGAUUUACAAUGCGCUUCUUCACUCGUUUUUACGCUCUAAUAGGAGCAGCAUUCUGUUGUGCUCUCUAUAUUGCCUGGGUUCUCCCUUCGCUGAAAGUCCCGGCGCGUGCACAACGACUUUGGACCGGUCAGCCUCGACGUCUUGUCGUCUUUGGCGACGCUUGGAGCGAUGAUGGGGUCUACCCCAUGAAAGCGCCACUCGAGGGCCCCAUCUCUCCGACGGAUGCAAAGAGAGGCAAAGUCUGGACUCAAUGGCUGUCAUCAUCGCUUCACGCUCAACACGACAACUAUGCGCGUGCUUUGGCUGAUUCAUACUAUAACAAUUCCUACGACGGCGCGGUAGUUGACAAUGACCGAUUGAUGCGAUUGCGGUACACAAACGAUACCACUGCGGAACAAGUUCCCGACCUCAAGUCGCAAGUCGAGCACUGGCUCAGCGUGAGGGAGACAUUUCUGUCCGCUGCACCGGAAAAGUUGGUCGACGAGCGGAAUUCUACCGUCUUUGCACUCUUUUUUGGCAUUUGGGACAUUUGGCAUUUCUCAUCGUGGGACGACGGCCCGGCUGAGAUGGCAAUUGACAACAGCAUUGACGUCAUUUUUGAGUCUCUCGACAUCAUCGCCAAAGAAUGGGACGGCCCUGUCAAGGCCAUUAUGCCCCAGGCUAUUGAUCCCACUCUGCUCCCGGCCUGGAAGGCCGUGCGAACAAAUGUCACGGGCAUUUGUGAAGGCUCGGACGUUGCCGCCGAAGAGCAGCGGCGCGCGAUUUCUUUGACCACUCGCUGGAACAAGAAUCUCGCAGAGCGCUCGCGCAAGUGGAAUGGCGGCCGAGUCUUCAUUUUUGAUACCAAUGAGUGGCUUGUCGCUUACAUGCGCGACUACUACAUGUGGUGGCGCGGCGAAUCGGACAUGACUGGUCGAGGCAAAGGCGAUCCCGAAUGGGACGAAGCUCUCGAGCCCUGCUUGUCCGUAGGCCGACACAACAAUGCCACCAACGUGCUCUCCUUGCGAAAAAAGAAGAAGUGCGACAAUCCAGAGAAGUACCUGUUUUGGGACGAAACUCAACUGACAGGAGCCGCACACCAAAAGCUCGCAGAGGUCAUGUCCAAGGACGUUGACGCUCUAUUCGAUGCGAAGCUUAAGAGGAUGUAAACAUGACUCUGGGCCUUGUACAUGGUUGAAAUUAUCGAAAGUAUUGUCUGUCGAUGCUCGUUCUUUUAUUCUGAGGAGGACUGAAGG
Molecule: messenger RNA, 1529 nt
Organism: Xylona heveae TC161
Lineage: Eukaryota; Fungi; Ascomycota; Xylonomycetes; Xylonales; Xylonaceae
Exons: 3
Coding region: 303-1442 (379 amino acids)
Source: RefSeq, a predicted model, not a curated record